GCGAUAAGUACUUCCUUGUUCUGAUUUUUUAAUUUAUUUAAUCCCCGAAACAUCAGCAGUUUGUGAAACUACAUAAGCCAAGAUGGCGACGUCACGUGAUCAGAAAAAGCUAAACGAUGACAACGACACAGCAAUAUCGAACUACAUAAACAGUGAACAAUUCACCGAUACUGGUACUGACGCGAGGCCUAGCUUCCACCGCAAAACGUCUCAAAACGACAACACUUACACAAAUGCACCAGACGUCGAAGCAACAACUACAUUACCAGACGACUGUGCUGAUGACGAUGUCUCGAAACUUCUGACAUGUUUCACCUGCAACAAGCGCUACAAGGAGCCCAAGUUGUUGGUGUGCUUACACUCAUGCUGUGCACGGUGCCUCCAGACAUACACGGAGACAGGCCAGACUAAAAUAAUCUGUCAGUUCUGCCGAAACUCUCAGCCAUUUCCAGACGACAGUGGAUUACAGGGCGUAUCUCCCAGUUACACACUGCAGGACAUCAUGUCGGCCCUCAGCGAACCAGCACCGACGAAAGAAACUUGCGAAGCUUGCGAAAAGGAGAAACAUCCAGAGUUCAUGUGCCCGACCUGCAAUGUAGCAAUAUGCGAUGCCUGUCGUGUUGCACACGGGAAUCUGAAAAUCACGAAGAAUCACGAGAUAAUUCGCGCAAAAUCUAUCAAGAUGUCUCCACUAGAAGUAAUUUCAGGGAAACAGAGGACGUGUGAGAAGGAUGGCGAGUCCAUUGACUAUCGAUGCAAAACCUGCGGCGUGUUCGUGUGCUAUAAAGAGAUGACAGUGGACCAUAAAGGUCACAAGUUAGAAACUUUGAAAGAUGUAAGAAACAAAGAGAAGAAACACAUGAUGGAUUUGGAAAGAAAAGCAAAACAAACAAUCAAAUUUUCAAAUUCUAUAAAGUCUUCUGUAAAAUCGCAUGAAAGUAAAGUUUUAGAGAGUCUCGGAGCAUUGGAAUUAACAGUUGAUAAAGCAAUAGGAGAGGCUGUAAAAACACUGAAUGAACAAGCAACCACUCUGAAAUGCAGUAUUCAAAUAAAAAGGCUACAAGAAGCCAAGAAAAUGGCUGACAUUUUACAAGAAGCAUCACAAAUCGAAAGGUUCUCAACAAGCGUCCGUAACAUAAUGCAGAACGUCACCAGCAAUUCGUCUGACAUCGAUGCCCUAACACUUUACUCGUGUUGCGAGCAGAUAUUUGCGGAGGCGAGAACGGACAAAAUUGGCAUCACAUACGGCAAUGAACUUUUCUUCAAGCCGUCUGACUCUCUGCUACAGAUCCAGACCUCGACCGAGUGUGGGAAGAUCUGCGAAUUGGGAAACUACCCGGAUUUCCUUCACACGAACGAGACGAUGACCCUCAACUCGAUCUCGAACAUUUCCGGACUCGCCAGGAGCAAGUACGGUGAGAUCGCCCUCACGUCCUACUGGAACAACAAGUUCGUCCUCAUAGGACCAGAAGGUGGGAUAAUCCGGGAUGUCAGUAAGCACGUGAUGCGGCCAUGGGAUGUGGCCUUCACCAAUGACAACGCGAUGGUGAUAUCAGAAGGCGGUGAUAGGCUUGGUCACGGGAUGCUGAAGCUGUUUAGUCCAGCAGGAACUUUCGUGAGGAACAUCAGAGAUAAUUCCAAGUCUCCCGGAGGGAUAGCUGUGGACAGGAAUGGCCGUCUGCUAGUUUGCGAUGACCACGAGGCGUGUGUCAAGAUAUUUUCACUCGGUGGGAAUCUGCUCGACCAGAUUAAGAGUCAGGACAGCGAGUACCAAUUCCAGGGUCCUCUGUACGUGACUACAAACAUAAACGAUGACGUCAUUGUCUGCGAUGACCACCGCUCGAUCAAGAUUUUCACUUCCUCUGGACACGCGAAGAGCAUCUACAAAGUGAGCGACAAGCACUACCUGCAAGGUGUGUGCACAGAUGACUACGGACAGAUCCUGGUCAUAGACUCCGUGGAGAAGGGAAUCCACGUGCUCACGGCCAAUGGCGAUCUUCGUCGCUUCGUGGUGCUGGAGGAACUGACAAAUGUCAGUGAGAUGCAGACGAUCUGUACGCGAUCUCCCACCAGUGUUAUGAUUGCCGGGAAGAGUUCCAAAGUCCUCAUUGUGGAACUGUUUCAGGAUCAGAACCUGUCAGAAAGGUUGACUUGAUUACCCAACAAAUGUGGAAUCAGCAGUAUAAUUUACAGCCAUGUGGAAUCAACAGUAUAAUUUACAAACAAUUGUAAUGAGCAGUAUAAUGUACAAACGUGUAAUCAGCAGUAUAAUUGUACAAACAUGUGUAAUCAGCAGUAUAAUUUACAAACGUGUAAACAGCAGUAUAAAUUCACGGACAUGUGUACUCAGCAGUGUAAUUUACAAACGUGUAAUCAGUGGUGUAAUUUACAAAUAUGUGUAAUCAGCAGUAUAAUUUUACAAACGUGUAAUCAGCAGUAUAAUUUACAAACGUGUAAUCAGCAGUAUAAAUUCACGGACAUGUGUAAUCAGCAGUAUAAUUUAUAAAUAUGUAUAAUCAACAGUGUAAUUUACAAACAUGAAAUUAGCAGUGUAAUUUUCAAACGUAAUCAGCCGUGUAAUUUACAAAUAUGUGUAAUCAGCAGUGUAAUUUACAAAUAUGUGGAAUCAGCAGUGUAAUUUACAAAUAUGUGUAAUCAGCAGUGCAAUUUACAAAUAUGUGUAAUCAGCAGUGUAAUUUACAAAUAAGAAAUUAGCAGUGUAAUUAACAUACGUGAUUUCGGCAUAAUAAUUUGCAAAUAGUAUGUGACUUCAGCAGUAAAAUCAACAACUGUAUAAUCAGCAGUGUAACUAGCAAACAUUAUAUCAGAACUAUAGUCUACAAAUAUGUAGAUUCAGCAGUAAUAUUAACACAUUCGAUGUAGAAUGAUCAGUAAUUAGAAAACGUCAUAUCAGCACUAUAUAGUAUGUUGAUUCAGCAGUGAUAUCAACAAACGUAGAAUCGGCAGUAUAAUUAGCUAACAUUAUAUCAGAACUUUAGCCUACAUAUAUUUAGAUUCAGCGGUAAUAUUACAAAUUUGAUAUGAAAUUAUCAGUAAUUAACAAACGUUAUAUCAGCACCAUAGCUUGUAAAUAUGCGAAUUCAGCAGUGAUAUUAACAAAUGUGGAAUCAGCAA
Gigantopelta aegis is the source of this 3135-nucleotide messenger RNA. RefSeq names its product tripartite motif-containing protein 2-like. Bases 83 to 2155 code for a protein of 690 amino acids. Gene Ontology annotation, molecular function: protein binding; zinc ion binding. The transcript has 2 exons. NCBI's taxonomy places the organism in Eukaryota, Metazoa, Mollusca, Gastropoda, Neomphalida, Peltospiridae. The record is from RefSeq and is a predicted model, not a curated record.